AUGAAUAUUGACAUAAGCGUAAAAAGAGCCGGAAUACUAUCAGGACAUAAAGCAUGUAUAACAAAAAUUCUGUUCAGCAAUGAUGAGAAUUAUAUCCUCAGUUCAAGUUUAGAUAAUAAAAUAUGUCUGUGGAAUGUGAACACGCAUCUACAUAUAAAUACGUACAAGGAUGUUCAUAAAAAAGGAAUAAAUGAUAUUGCUCUUUUCAAAGACAACAGCAAAUUUUUUUCAGCAGGAAAUGAUGCGUACGUGUACUUAUGGGACACCCUUUCCAAUAGAAUUUUAAAUAGAGUUAACGUGAAUGAUAAGGUAAAUGUAGCUAAACUGAGCAAAAAUGAAAAAUUACUAUUUUGUAGCAAAAACAAUUCAGUAAAUAUAUAUGACUUCAGGGAAAGAGAUUUCAAAAAGAAAAACAGGCCCCUACAAGUCUUCAGUGAUGCAAAGGAUUUAAUUUCCGAUAUUUUCCUUGAUGAGUUUGAAAUAUACAGCUGCAGUAUUGACAACUCUUUGAGACUUUACGAUCUGCGAAUGGGAAAGAUGAUGAGUUACGACAUGAAAUCGUCCAUUUUGAGUAUGGAUCUGACGAACGACAGAAAUUACGUGGGCGUUAAUUUAAUUGAUAAUAGCAUUAAACUGAUUGAAAAGAAUAGCGGAACUGUGCUGGGGCUAUAUAAAGGCGACAUGAACAACAAUCACAGAAGGAACAUAAAAUUUGACAACAAAAAUAAGUUCAUCCUUUCAUGUUCUUACAAAAACGAAUUGCUCAUUUACGAUAUUGUUAACAGUAACAUAAUUAACAGUACAACAUUUUACAACGACCUCGAAUUUGAAGAGGAUUUGGAUAUAUACAAAAACACGUACUAUAUAUUACCUAUAGGUAAACCAACUUACUAUUUAAAUAUUAAUAAACACAUACUAACAGAAAAUGCGUACAUAGACAGGGACAAAUAUAAUUCGAUUUUAAAUAAAUAUAAACACUACGGUAAAAAGGUAAGUACACAUUCAUCUGAUGCGGACUUUCAAAAUGUAAACAAUAAGAUAGUAUGCGGCGACAUAGAUGGUGAUAUACAUGUGUUACAGUUAUAUUAUAUGUAA
Molecule: messenger RNA, 1095 nt
Organism: Plasmodium malariae
Lineage: Eukaryota; Apicomplexa; Aconoidasida; Haemosporida; Plasmodiidae
Gene: MORG1
Product: mitogen-activated protein kinase organizer 1, putative
Exons: 7
Coding region: 1-1095 (364 amino acids)
Biological process (GO): mRNA splicing, via spliceosome
Cellular component (GO): catalytic step 2 spliceosome
Molecular function (GO): protein binding
Source: RefSeq, a predicted model, not a curated record